Babesia bovis T2Bo is the source of this 3412-nucleotide messenger RNA. RefSeq lists its product as uncharacterized. Lineage: Eukaryota; Apicomplexa; Aconoidasida; Piroplasmida; Babesiidae. The transcript is spliced from 8 exons. The coding region runs from base 233 to 3382 and encodes 1049 amino acids. The record is from RefSeq and is a predicted model, not a curated record.
GGCAUGUUAAUAUGCCAUAAAUAACGCUGAUAAACAUCGCAAUACUUACACAUCACUAUGUAGAGUGUAUAUAAUUCAUCUAGUAAGAGCUGUGUAUGCAAUAAUGUAAUGGAGGGAGGAUGGAUUCUAAUGGGCAUAGAGAAAAAAUGCAUUACAAACUGAUUUAAAUAUCCAUUUAAUAUACCUCAUGGAACACAUCUUGUAAUAGUAUGUCAAUAUACAAUCUUUCGGCAUGAUGGAGUCUUCUAAAUGCCCCGUAAACGACUAUAUAGGCGAAAUUAAUGCCAUCACUUCUAAAAUCACUGCUGAGAAGUGUUAUAAGCGCCUGGUGAUGUAUGGGUCGAAAUUACAUUUGCCUAGAGGAGAACUGUUGCCAGGAAGCAAAGUGCUGCUUAGUGAAUUGCUGCUAGUAAACUUCGUGAGCCAAUCUGAUAAUGGGAAUACUGGUGAACGUUUAUUACCACGUCUGAUGGAAGAAUGUAUUCAUCCAUUGGCAAAGGAGAUAUGCGGUGCCAAUAGUAUAGAUAAAAUUUGUGGCACCCUGACAGAUACAACCACCAGACAACAGCGUAAAAGACCCGAAAGUAAAACUUCAGAUGCACCAAAUGAUACGCCAAUUGAAAAUCAGCCAAAGAAACUCCGUACAUCUGUCGAUAACGUAUCUGCAGAGGGGGAUCUAGGAUUAAACACAACAACUAUGUCAGGUGGGAGUGAUGUUGCCGACUCGGUACAUGAUAAAGAGAAAUCAGGUGGUGAGAAACAUUUUUCACAUUCUUUUAGUGAUAUAAUUAAGUCACCAGAACACUUACUCUCCGUAAUUGCACAAUCCACUGCAACGUUAAGACCCUGGGAACUAUACGGAAAUUAUACAGGGAGAUCUAAAUCGGAAAUAUGGGUCUCGAGAAUGUCAACGGUAUUCACGAUAAUCGCAGGAUUGGAAGGUAUAUCUGAUGCCACCCACUGUAGUGAUUGUGAUAAAUUAAUAAACAAGUUGUAUACAUCUUUUCAUUGGAACCUGCGUUGUAUAUUGUGCAUGAUGAAAAGAUAUGAAGAUGUAGAAGCUUUGCAAGGCAACCUGUUUCAAAAUAUUAUCGCAGCAUACUACAAUGGAGAUGGCCUAGUAAGUACUUUCUACUCCUACUUGGAAAAGGGAAUUGGAUAUACCAACGCCAUUUCCGAUUGCAUAAAUAGAAAUACAGAAGUUAUGGCCAAAGUAGUGGCAUCCUGGAUAUCUGAUGAACGUAUACAUUGUUUUGUUGAUCCAAUCGUUUAUAUGAGUGUCCAUCAACUGCUAUUUAAUGCAAUAUUAAAACUAGGUACUGCAAAUGAACUCCAACCUAUGGGCCAAGAGAGAUUAGAAGUUUUUCGGGAUGCAGUCGUAUCAUUUAUCAUGGGUUCGGUGGCAGAGUUCUUAGAUUAUAUGUGCAAUGCAAACAAUCUAUCCUGUGAUGAACAUUGCACAAUGGAUGUUCAUUAUGCAUACCACUUCAACGCUAGACUGCAGCGCCUUGAAUAUAUGGUGGAUAAUUAUGUCAAUACCAUAUCUUCCGUAAUGAACACGACAGAUGAAAUUGCGAUUCAUAUUUUACCGGCUAUUUUAUCUCCGUUUCUAGGUGAUAACAAAAUCUAUAGAUGGAUUGCAGGAUUGGAUUUCAAAAACGUCGUUGACGAACAGCAACGUCGGCACUGUAGAUUGGCUAUCGUAAUCAUGUAUAUUAUAAUUCUAAACCACCAACACCCAUCUAUUAGGUCAGAAGAAGUGCGUUUCAUGCGCAAGUUCCACUCUCUCCCGUGGGCAUCAGCAAUACGCUUUUGUUGUGAAGACCCAGUGAUGUUCUACAUGGUUGGGCCGAUGAUAUGCGCCCUUGUGCAAUAUGCUGGGGAAGGAAUUCUAAUUAAUAUGUCAACAGAUGAAAGCAUUGAUACCAUUGUUGACAGAACACUUCAUUACCAGUUACAAGAAUGUAAAGAAGCCGAAGGACCAAAUGCGCUAAGCCAUGAACUAAUAAAGAGUGUAAGCAGCAAAUCUCCAUCUUUUGUCAUAGAUAUCAUUCGGAAAAAAAUAAUAUCUACACUUCUUAAUCAUAACGUUGAAGUGGAAUCCAUGCCACUGUCGUCAUGGAGAUAUUAUGCUGUAGCUAACUUGUCACCCUUGUUAUGCCAAAGCGAUGAAUAUAUACAAGGUGUUGCCAUAAAUGAUCUUACUCCGCAGAACAAAGGCAUUUGGGACAGAGGAAAACAUACAAAUGCUUCUCAAUGGGUAUUAUACUAUUUGAACGUGCUCUACUCCAAAGAAUGUACCCUUUUUGAUACAGCGUUGUUAGACACUAUAAUAUACAACUAUAUCUUGAAAGAAGCCGAAUGCACAGAAAUAUUCAAGGAUGCACAUUUGAUGCCCCUUACUGACGAUAGCGGAGAUGAUGUCCUGCAGGCGUAUAUUUCAACAAAUCACAUUGCAUUACAGCAAAAUCCUAUAAAUUUGCUUUUACGUAUGCCUUCCAUGUCCGUAAUGGCAUUUUUCCUGCUUCGAGCUUUCUGCAAUAUUAUGCUACAACUAUUCUACAGCUUAUACAAAUACGUUUGCUAUGGCUUUCCAAUGUCUGGUAUGAACUUCAAGACUACUCUGGGAGUAAUGGAUAUAAACGCUCUACAGGAAUCAGCUGCACUCAAUUUGGUGAUAGAGAUGCUCCAUGAAAAUAUAUCUGGAACGUUGGAAGCCAAUGUGGCUAGUUUCAUUUCAUUAAUGACUUCAAAGCCGACAUUUAACAAAGCCGUAAUAGUUUCCAGCGGGCUGCCUAUGAAAAGUGUGAUACGCUGGGUUGACCCUGGUGUUACAGAAGAUAAAAUGCUUGAAAAAACAGCUGAAAUAUUUGUAAAAUCUGUUGAAAGCUUGUUGAAUGAAAUCAAGAAAGAUAAUAGCAUAAGCCAUUUGGAUGCAAUUACCAUAUGCAAGCAGGAUAAUACACAAAAGCUAUGUCUGGAGCCUCACGGUGCUGAUAAAGUGGCAAUUUAUCACCUUUAUAACGUGCUGUUGAAGAUAGUAGAUAUACCUGAGCUUUCAAUGGAACCUAAAGACAUGGAGCAAGACAUAAAUGCAAAAAAUAUUUUAAAUGUAGUCACCACCGUUUGGUCCUGCUUGAAAGUGGGAGGAGAAAACGCAUUGGUUAUGGCAUUUAUCAAAGAUUCCAUAUCCAUCACGCUCCAGAUCCAUUAUCUAUGCCCCUGGAUGAUAAAAAUAUCAAUAGAACAGAUACAGACGUGGAUAUAUUCGGACGCUGGCAAAAAUUCUAGUUUAAAGGAAUAUACUAGUUCUAUCAUCAACAAGUUAGACCGAAUGUAUCGAGAUAUAAUGGAGAGGAGUGCAAAUUUGGAGUUGCAAUGAAAUGAACACAACAUAAUGUUGAAUUCAUAU